Molecule: messenger RNA, 537 nt
Organism: Echinostoma caproni
Lineage: Eukaryota; Metazoa; Platyhelminthes; Trematoda; Plagiorchiida; Echinostomatidae
Source: the annotation of a GenBank genome assembly
AUGGAACCGUACGGUGCGUACGGUUCCGAUUCAUGGACCUCCAAAGCACUCGCGCCAGUGAUCAAUACAACCAUCCUGCUUAGUUGUGUGGCCUGGAUUGUCAUAUUUAUCUUUCGUAAACGACAACGAUCACGUCAUUCUCGAGCGCGUAUAGCCCGAUCGCGAGCAAAUCGUAUUCUCUCGGUCCCGUUAAAAGCCACAAUCAUUGUCACCGGAUUGAUUCUAACUGUGCUGCUGGUUUUCUCAAUCACCGCCGCCUCGACUGUCAGGCGAACAGUAUUUCGUGGGAGUAGAUACAAUAUCACUAGUCGUGGUCCAUCGACCUCUCGACUGAAUCGUCGAAAUCCGCACGGAUCAGUUGCUCACCCGGAUGAAGCGGGAGUUCACUUAUUAUCCAAAGUUUCCGGGAAUACGCUCAUUUUGAGCAGUGUGACCUUGGGACUUAUCCUGCUUGUUUGGAUCCUGCAAUACAUGACAUUGAUAAUGCUCAAUCUGUACCGGAAUUGUAUGCCACUUGACGAUCCACAUGGCAUGUGA